Molecule: messenger RNA, 729 nt
Organism: Trichoderma reesei QM6a
Lineage: Eukaryota; Fungi; Ascomycota; Sordariomycetes; Hypocreales; Hypocreaceae
Exons: 2
Biological process (GO): lipid biosynthetic process; protein N-linked glycosylation
Cellular component (GO): intracellular membrane-bounded organelle; endoplasmic reticulum membrane
Molecular function (GO): dolichyldiphosphatase activity
Source: RefSeq, a predicted model, not a curated record
GACUACACAGGCACCCUCGCCUCCCUCUCCGUAACCCACGUCUACUAUGACCCAAACGACUACAUCUCCCUCCUAUGCGCCUACCUAGCCCUCCUCCCCCAGGCCCUCUGCGUCGUCUACGCGACCCUCAUCUUCUCCACCCGCGAAGCCGAGAUAUGCCUCGCCUUCGCCGGCCAGCUCGCCUGCGAGGCCCUCAACUUCCUCCUCAAGCGCGUCAUCAAAGAGGAGCGCCCGCGCCGCAUCCACGGCAAAGGCUACGGCAUGCCCAGCUCCCACGCCCAGUUCGUCGCCUUCUGGAGCGUCUCCCUCGCGCUCUUUCUCCUCGUCCGGCACAAGCCCCAGCCGCAACAGCGACACGCAAAGUCCAACUCAUCGUCGUCGUCGUCGCCGUCAUUGUCGUUGUCGAGCAAUAUCAACAUCUGGGAGGGCGGGCGGCCGUGGAGUUUGGUUGAGAGGCUGGCUGUGAGCCUUGCUGCGGCGCUGGUUGCUGCGGCGACGGCAUGGAGCAGGAUAUACUUGAACUACCAUACGGCGACGCAGGUUGCGGCCGGCGUGGCGGCAGGUGUCGUCUUUGCGCUGGUGUGGUUCGUAGCGACGGAGUUUCUCAGGAGGACCGGGUGGUUGGCUUGGGGUCUUGAGCUGCCGCCUGCGAAGAUGCUGAGGAUACGCGAUCUAGUGGUGGAAGAGGACAUGUGUCAGGCAGGAUGGGAAAAGUGGGAAGAGAAGAAG